UUCACCUUUUUGAUGUGAAAGUCAGCUAGCAGGAGACGGAAACAUUAAAGGCUCUGAUAUCACCAAAUGGACUACUUGAAAUCAACCUCGGAUGCUACAAGUGAAAGAGGAGGUUUACGCGGAAAAUUGAAGAAGGUCGUUCUCGCCUAUAGUGGUGGCUUGGACACUUCAGUCAUUGUUCCAUGGCUUAGGGAGAACUAUGGUUGUGAGGUUGUUUGCUUCACUGCUGAUGUUGGUCAAGGUAUAAAGGAAUUGGAAGGUUUAGAAGAGAAAGCCAAGGCCAGUGGGGCUUGUCAGUUGGUAGUGAAGGACUUGAAAGAGGAAUUUGUUAGAGACUACAUAUUCCCUUGUUUGCGAGCUGGCGCGAUUUACGAGAGAAAAUACUUGCUGGGUACCUCAAUGGCCCGGCCUGUUAUUGCCAAGGCCAUGGUGGAUGUUGCCAAAGAAGUUGGAGCCGAUGCCGUUGCUCAUGGAUGCACGGGGAAAGGAAACGACCAGGUUCGCUUUGAGCUGACAUUCUUCGCCUUAGACCCGAAACUAAAUGUUGUGGCUCCUUGGAGGGAAUGGGAUAUUAGAGGUAGAGAAGAUGCUAUUGAAUAUGCCAAGAAGCACAAUGUUCCUGUCCCAGUGACUAAGAAAUCCAUUUACAGCAGAGAUGGGAACUUGUGGCAUCUUAGCCAUGAGGGUGACAUCUUAGAAGACCCCGCAAAUGAACCUAAGAAGGAUAUGUAUAUGUUGACAGUGGAUCCAGAAGAUGCACCAAAUGAACCUGAAUAUAUAGAAAUCGGGAUUGUCUCGGGGCUACCUGUUUCAAUCAAUGGGAAGGAGUUUUCCCCCGCAUCUCUUCUUUCCGAGCUCAACCAAAUUGGCGGAAGGCAUGGCAUAGGCCGUGUUGACAUGGUUGAAAACCGCCUUGUUGGCAUGAAGAGCCGCGGAGUUUAUGAAACUCCAGGGGGCACCAUCCUCUUCACUGCUGUCCAGGAGCUCGAGUCCUUGACACUGGACCGAGAAACAAUGCAAGUCAAAGACUCACUCGCCCUCAAGUAUGCUGAGCAGGUCUACGCAGGCAGGUGGUUUGACCCACUUCGCGAGUCAUUAGAUGCUUUCAUGGAGAAUAUCACAAAGACCACAACAGGCUCAGUGACACUCAAACUGUACAAAGGUUCUGUUAGUGUGACAAGCAGGACCAGCCCCUUUAGUUUGUACAGGCAAGACAUUUCCUCGUUUGAAAGCGGGGAAAUUUAUGAUCAAGCGGAUGCUGCCGGGUUCAUCCGGCUCUACGGGCUUCCAAUGAAGGUUAGAGCAAUGCUUGAGAAGGGUGCGUGAAUAAAUCUUCCUAUCAAAUAACACCAGUGUCCAGUGCUUUUGCAGUGUGUAAGGCAUUUGGAUUUGAGUUUUUGUUGUUCUAAUAUGAUGUAGUUUCUCAUUUAUCUUCUUAAUGGUGUCGUUUAGGGCCCAUUUGUGACACUUGAUUGUCGUUCAGAUCAGAAUGAAAAUAUCCGGAUCUAUGGUUGGCACCUUGAAUGAAGUCUAUUGGAGUAACUAUUAAGUUAAUACUU
Morus notabilis is the source of this 1559-nucleotide messenger RNA. RefSeq names its product argininosuccinate synthase, chloroplastic. Gene Ontology annotation, molecular function: argininosuccinate synthase activity; ATP binding. The coding region runs from base 67 to 1326 and encodes 419 amino acids. Gene Ontology annotation, cellular component: cytoplasm. Lineage: Eukaryota; Viridiplantae; Streptophyta; Magnoliopsida; Rosales; Moraceae. The record is from RefSeq and is a predicted model, not a curated record. The transcript has 7 exons. Gene Ontology annotation, biological process: urea cycle; L-arginine biosynthetic process.